ACAAUGCCCGAGCGCAGGCAUGACAACAUCGACCUCAAUUAAACUCAUCGAUUAAGCUGAUGAAAUAUGUCCAACAUCGCCAACGAGUUCACUUAUCUCCUCCUUGCCCUCGUCUCCGGGACGUCCAUAGCCUUGGCUAUUGGAGGACACUUGGUGUCACGGCUUACAAGCAGCGACCAUGUCUCCUCGCCUCUCCCGCUCUGGGCUGUUGUCCCCAUGACACCCGUAGCUCUCUACUUCCGCUCGAAGCACUAUUGGCUUUACAAGAUGCGCAUUCACAACACCCAGCCCGCAGCUACCUACCCUCAUCGCGACCCCAUUCUCGGCACUGACUGGAUCACCGACAUGCUGAAGGCCGUACGGGCGUACAAAAUCCUGCAGGUCUGGGAUUCACUCUUCGGUACUGUCGGGAGCACGUACUGGGCGCAGAACGUUGGCGCCUGGAUCAUCAUGACCAACGAGCCUGACAACGUCAAGGCGCUGCUAUCGGGUCAGUUCGAUACUUGGCAGAUCCUCGGCGUUAGGCAAAAAGUCAUCCAGCUCGCCGUCGGGCCCAAGGGGAUCUUCUCAGUGAAUGGCGGAGAGUGGCAUGAGGCGAGAGCCAUGAUUCGGCCAAGCUUUGUGCGGAACCAGAUUGCCGACAUGGAGUGCACGGAUCGGCAUGUGGAUAACUUCCUCGACAGGAUACCCCGCGAUGGGGGAAAGGUGGACCUGCAGGAGCUGUUCUAUCUGUUUACGAUGGAUGUUGCGACUGAUUUCAUGUUCGGAUAUUCCACCGAAACGCUGGUAAACCCAACACCAGAAGCCCUUGACUUUACCGUAUCCUUCGACUAUGCACUCCUCUCUGCGGCUAACCGCGCACGGCUCGGCUGGAUCGCCUUCCUGGUACCGGACAAGAAGCUCGAUCAGAGCGUUGCGACGUGCCAACGCUUUAUCGACCGGUACGUCGAGGAGGCGCUGCGCGAGGACCGGGCCAAGGAGCGGCCGUAUGUUUUUAUGACCGAGAUGCUUGCCACGGGGGCAUCGAAGGAGUACGUCCGCGACCAGCUUCUGGCGAUGAUCUUGGGUGGGCGGGACACGAGCGCGAGCACGCUGAGUUCGCUGUUCUGGACCUUGGCAAGGAGGCCUGAUGUGUUGAGUAAGAUGAGGGAGGAGGUUGGACGGUUGGAGGGGAGGAGGCCGAGCUGGGAGGAGCUCAAGGAGUUGAAGUACUUGAGCAUGGUUCUAAAAGAAGCGUUGAGGCUAUGGGCGCCAGUGUCAACAAACAUGCGAACGGCCACAGCUGAUACCAUCCUACCUCGUGGAGGCGGUCGAGAUGGAAAGUCGCCCCUUUUCAUCCCCAAAGGCACAGGAUGUCGGUGGUCGUUGUACAGCCUGCACCGACGGACAGACAUCUUCGGCGACGACGCGGAUGAGUUUCGACCUGAACGCUGGGAAAAGCUUCGAACAACGUGGGAGUAUCUGCCCUUCAGCGGCGGGCCGCGAAUUUGUAUUGGGCAGCAAUUCGCGCUGACCCAAAUGUCGUAUCUCGUGACGAGGCUACUGCAAACGUUUGACGAGGUUGAGGCUAUAGACGAUGGGCCGAUGUUGCAGGAGGUGAGUACGACGAUGAAGAUUGUCGGGGGGUGUUGGGUGAAGAUGCGAGCGGCUUAAAGCGUGGGUGCGUUAGGAAGUAGGAAGUGAAAGGCGUGUCGGAAGGGGGGGUAAAUAGAGGGAGGAUCGGAGGAUCGGUCCCCUGGUUUCACGAAGUCCCUAAACCGUUUAGUUUCGUUUGGCCCGCAGAUCCAAAGCCGUAUUUCCUUGGUCGUGUAGUCGUUGUG
Molecule: messenger RNA, 1820 nt
Organism: Ilyonectria robusta
Lineage: Eukaryota; Fungi; Ascomycota; Sordariomycetes; Hypocreales; Nectriaceae
Product: cytochrome P450
Exons: 4
Coding region: 67-1653 (528 amino acids)
Molecular function (GO): iron ion binding; heme binding; oxidoreductase activity, acting on paired donors, with incorporation or reduction of molecular oxygen, reduced flavin or flavoprotein as one donor, and incorporation of one atom of oxygen
Source: RefSeq, a predicted model, not a curated record